Molecule: messenger RNA, 465 nt
Organism: Necator americanus (New World hookworm)
Lineage: Eukaryota; Metazoa; Nematoda; Chromadorea; Rhabditida; Ancylostomatidae
Exons: 1
Coding region: 1-465 (154 amino acids)
Source: RefSeq, a predicted model, not a curated record
AUGGUCACGUCAUUCUACAAGAACAUCAUCAAUGACGUGAAGAGGGGGGUCCGACAGGGUGAUACAACUUCACCCGAAAUAUUCACAGCCACCCUCGAGAACGUAAUGCGAAAGUUGGAAUGGGACGACAUGGGAGUGAAGGUUGAUGGUCGGCAGCUACACCAUUUGCGCUUUAAUGAUGACAUCGUACUGAUAACACCUAGCAUCAGCCAAGCGGAACGAAUGCUGACCGAAUUCGACGAAACAUGUGGAUGCAUCGGUCUUCAGCUGAAUCUACAAAAGACGAUGUUCAUGCGGAACGGAUGGGUCUCGGAUGCCCCAUUCACGCUCAACGGAACGAACAUAUCCGAAUGCACCAGCUACGUUUAUCUGGGUCGGGAACUGAACAUGAUGAACGACCUGACCCCGAGCUGGGCAGGAGGAGACGAGCGGCUUGGGGAGCGUACAAGAGCAUCGAGGAUGUAG